AUGUUAUCUAGAACCGUUAUGCGUAGUCUUUCUAUACCAGGCACUUUAAGAAUAGUCCCUCGUACCUAUACUAGCAUUAAUGGUUCUCUUAGAUCUGUGAUGCACACCACUAUCCCAACUACUGUUAAGAACACUUCAUUUUUUGGUGUGAGGAAUUAUUCUAGUCAGCAUGAUGAAGAAACUUUUGAGGAAUUCACCGCUAGAUUUGAAAAGGAAUUUGAAGAAGCUUAUGAUUUAUUCGAAGUACAAAGAGUGUUAAAUAAUUGUUUCUCAUACGAUUUAGUUCCUGCUCCCGCUGUAUUAGAAAAGGCUUUAAGAGCUGCUCGUAGAGUCAACGAUUUACCAACUGCUAUAAGAGUAUUUGAAGCUUUGAAAUACAAGGUUGAAAAUGAAGACCAAUAUAAAGCCUACUUGGAAGAAUUAAAAGAUGUUAGAGAAGAACUUGGUGUUCCAUUAAAGGAGGAAUUAUUCCCAGAUGGAAAGACUCCAACCUUAUUCUGA
This is a messenger RNA of Arxiozyma heterogenica, 501 nucleotides long. RefSeq names its product cytochrome c oxidase subunit VI (gene COX6). The record is from RefSeq and is a predicted model, not a curated record. Lineage: Eukaryota; Fungi; Ascomycota; Saccharomycetes; Saccharomycetales; Saccharomycetaceae. The transcript has a single exon. The coding region runs from base 1 to 501 and encodes 166 amino acids. Gene Ontology annotation, cellular component: mitochondrial inner membrane. Gene Ontology annotation, biological process: mitochondrial electron transport, cytochrome c to oxygen.